AUGGCAGAUCCAGACACCGACGGGCACAGCGGGAACGUAUCAGACCCAAAUGAUGCCAGCGGAGAGGAGAUUGCAGACGGCCGUCUGCUGGUGACCGGAAGCCUCGGAGGACACGGAGACGUUGCGCAGGGAGAGGUGAACCCUUCGCCAACUACCAUCGAUGAACACGUAGAUCUGAAGCCGAAUUUGAAGCAGCGGGUGGUUCUGAGUCACAUGAGGGCCGAGUUAUGGACGGCCGAGCUGGACGCCGCUCUCGACCGGUUCGCCUCGGACGUCACGCAGCAGACGCUCUCGGUGUACUUUGACCCUCACUGCGGGCUCCGUGUAGAGGCAAACAUGCCUGCGCAGGACGUGGACCAGCUUGUGUAUUUUAUCCGUAAAGAUCGCUCCUCCCUGACCCCCGAGAACCUGGAGGACACGCUCCAGUAUGGCUCCGCGAGAGGCUCCUACACUGUGGCCCUUCUGCGUCUCAUGAAUGGGAUCUACGCCCCGUACAUAUUCAGUAACACCUCAUGGCUGGAGAGCAUCCGCAACAACUUCUCCGCUCACGUGCACCGCUUUUUAGCCGCCCUCACAGACACUCGGUACAAGCUUCAGGGACACACUGUCCUCUACAUCCCUAUGGAAGCCAUGGACCUAGAUCCUCAGGCGGCCAUUAAAGACAAGGAAUUGGUGCAGAGACUUGAAACCGCCAUGGUCCACUGGACGCGGCAGAUCAAGGAGGUUCUGAGCGCACAGGAGGCCGUGGAGAUGGGAGAAAGUUCAGGACCUCUUGAGGAGAUCGAGUUUUGGAGAAGCAGGUGCAUGGACCUAUCAGGCAUCAGCCAGCAGCUGGACAAGCCGGGGGUCAAGCAUAUCGAGCAGAUCCUGGAGCUGGCCAAGUCCUCUUAUGUAGGACCGUUUCAGAAAUUAUCCAAGCAGAUCCAAGACGGGUCGCUCCAGGCACAGUCCAACCUCACCUUCCUAUCGUUGCUGAAGGCACCAUUCGAAGAGUUGACAUCGCUCAGCUUGAAGGACAUCCCAUCAAAAUUCCCACAUCUCCUUAGCUUGAUCCGGAUCAUCUGGGUCAACUCUCCCUUUUACAACACCAGGGAACGGCUCACCUCCCUCUUCCGCAAGGUGAGCAACGAGCUGAUCCGCCUGUGCUGCCGGCAGGUCUCCCUGGACCAAAUCUUCGACGGAUACGUAACGUCGAGUAGAGAGAUCCUGAACGAGUGCAUCCUGUGCUGCGCGGCUUGGAAGGAGAGCUACCUGAGGGCUUCCCAAGUACAUCAAAGGUUUUCACAGACAGGGUGGGUUUUGGAUCACACGAGCAUCUUCGCGCAGGUGGACGCGUUUAUACAGCGCUGCAGAGAUCUCCUGGAGGUUUGCUUGUGCCAGCAACAGUUUGGCCGCUGGGAAAAUGGAACACAGACCCCUCUCCCAUGCUUCCCUGGGCAAAGCGGCCCUCAGAUCACCCGAAGCCUGCUGGAGAUUGAGGAGACCUUUCAUAAGAACCUUCUUACCCUUAAGUCUGUGAAGAAGACAAUCCUGGAUGUGAAGAACACUUCAUGGCACGAGGACUAUAACAGGUUUCGAGCUGGCGUCAAGGACCUGGAGGUGAUGAUGCAGAACCUGAUCACAACAGCCUUCCAGACAGUACGUGGUGUGGAGCACGGAGUGGAGCUCCUCGACGUUUUCUACCAUCUGUCAGCCCGAGAAGCCAUAAAGCGGACAUUUGAUAAGAAGACGGUGGAGGUUUACGAGAUGUUCAAGGAAGAGCUGGAUCUGGUUAACAAGGAGCUGGGAAAGAAGAUCCCUACCGUGCCCCGGCACAUGUGCCGAUAUUCCGGACAAGCACACUGGGUCCGCUUCCUAAGGCGCCGCAUUGACAGAGCUAUGGAGUGUCUGUCUAAUGCCCACUUCAUGCCACGUACCGGUGCCGGUGAGGAGAGCAUGCAGGAGUACCAGCAGCUGGUGCAGAAGCUGGAUGAACUGGUGAGAAAGAUCUUCACAGAAUGGUCCCAAGCAGCAGACAAGCAGGCUCUGAAGCGGCUGGACACCCCGCUCAUGGCCCGCAGCCAGGAGAAGGUCGGCAUGCUGGACCUAAACUUCGACAAGAGUCUGCUCAAGUUGUUUGUUGAGAUUCACUACUGGGAACGGCUCCAGUUCGAGAUCCCCCACUACCUGGUGGAGAUUUAUCAGAAGAAGGAAGAUCUCCGGAACCUGCGGGAGAAUGUGCUUCUGGUGGUCAGGGCAUACAACAGGAUUAUAGCUGCGCUGUCCCCCGAGGAGCGGAGUUUGUUCAGGGAGAGAAUACGCUUCUUGGAUAAAAAGGUCCAGCCUGGUCUCACCAAACUGCACUGGUCAUCCAAGGGGAUGCCGAACGUCUUCAUAAACGAGUGUCUGAUGCACGCAAGCAAGAUCCAGCAGAUUGUGGAUAAUUUCAAGCUUUCCAACCUGAACAUCACCCGCUGCGCGCGGCUGAUCAGCGAAACGCUGCUGCUCCACAUUGACGGAAAGAGGGUCUUCAGAGAUCUAGAGUUCCAGGAAGUACAGGAGGAACACCGGAGGAGCGCCCAGAGCCGGCUGCAGAACCUCCACGAGGAGAUCUGCAAGGUCAUGAGGUCCACUUAUGAGGUCUUCAAAGCUGAUGGACCUGAGGUACAACAACACUGGAUGAAUUACACUGAGAAGAUGGAUCGACUGGUGGAAGAAGCCUUCAGACUGAACAUCAAAUGGUCUCUUCAGGAGCUUUCAAAAGCCAUCAACGGGGAUAGCAAAACCACACAAAGCCCCCUGUUCAGGGUUAUGGUCAUACUGCAAAACGACUUCCCCGGAGCAACUGCCGAGGUGGAGUUCUCCCCUACCCUACUGCAGCUUGCGACCAUCGUGAACAGCGUCUGCAGUGAAAUCUUCACCACGGUGUCCUGUUUUAAGAGGCUGCCGGAUAUACUGACCUGGAAGAAAUCCCAGAGGGAGCCUAUACACAGCAUUGUGGAGAGAGACGAGGAAAUAAAGAAGAUCCAGGCUCAGAUCAGCGGGGGUAUGUCUGCCAACGCGGCCCUUCUGCAGGCAUACCUAAAAACCUGGGACCCAUUCAAGAUGAUCUGGGAGUUGAAUAAGGAUAUGCUAAUUCGCCGCUAUCAGCGCCUCAACCCAAUGGUUUCUUCAUUUGAUGCUGACAUUGGUCGGUACACGGAGCUUGCCAACAACGUUCAGAAGCAGGAGACAGUGCAAACCAUCCAGUUUGUGUUGCUGGACUGCAGUCACCUGAAAUACGCCCUGGUCCAACACUGCCACGAGUGGCAGAACAAGUUCACUGAUCUUCUGAGGCACAUGGCGACCGAGAAACUCAUGGAACUGCACUCGUACCUGAAAGACAAUGCAGACAAAGUUAUUCAGCCUCCCCAAACUUUGGAGGAGCUGGCUCGCAGUCUAGAGCUCUACGAUACCCUGCAGGGGGAACUUUCCAAGCUGGAGGGACAGAUCAUGCCCAUCCACGAGCAGUUUGCCAUUCUGGAGAAGUAUGAAGUUGUAGUAGAAGAGAAUGUUCUGCAGACGCUGAGCUCUUUGAACGGAGCGUGGCUGUCCUUCCAGCAGAGUCUCGUAGACGGGGAGUCCAUGCUGAAGAAGUACAAGGAGAAGUUCAAGAACAGCCUGAUCCACACGGCUGAGGAGUUCAAGAAGAAGACCCGCUCAAUGCUGGAGGAGUUUUCUGGCAGUGGUCCGUUCUCCAGCUCGGUGGGCUGUGACCUUGCCUUGGAGCAGAUCGCUAUGACCCGUCAAACAAUGAACACAUUGAAGGAGGAGGAGAACAGCAUCCGCUCUGGACUCAGCAUGUUCAAGAUCGAGCAGCCAGCGUCCAAAGACCUUCAGGCCCUGGAAAAGGACCUGGACUCCAUCCAGUUGGUAUGGGAGGCCACCCAAGAGUGGAAAGAGCACUGGGGUGAGUGGAAGUCGGGCCGCUUCCUCACCCUGAAAACCGAGGUUAUGGAGAACACGGCACAGGGCCUGUACAGGAGACUGACCAAACUGAGCAGGGAGCUGAAGGAUAAAAACUGGGAGGUGGUGGAGACCUCGAGGGUCCGUAUCGACCAUUUCAAGAGAACCAUGCCCCUUAUUUCCGAUUUAAGGAACCCAGCGCUUCGCGAGAGGCACUGGAAUCAAGUGAAGAAGGAGACACAAGGGACGUUUGACCAUACAGCCGAGGACUUCACGCUGGAGAAAAUUGUGGCGCUCGGACUAGAUCAGCACGUGGAGAAGAUCAGCGAGAUAUCCACCGCCGCCACGAAGGAGCUGUCCAUCGAAGAGGCCCUCGAGCAUAUCUCGAAGACCUGGGAGGUGACCGUGCUGGACAUCGUGCCGCACAAAGACAAAGGCCACCAUCGGCUGAGAGGGACCGAUGAAGUCUUCCAGGCGUUAGAAGACAACCAAGUUAGUCUCUCCACCAUGAAGGCGUCCCCUUUUGUGAAGGCCUUCGAGCACGACGUGGACAGAUGGGAGCGCUGCCUGUCUCACAUCCUGGAGGCCACAGAGAUGAUUCUUACGGUACAGAGGCAGUGGCUGUACCUAGAGAACAUCUUCCUGGGUGAGGACAUCAGGAAGCAGCUGCCCCAAGAGUCCGCAGAAUUUGAUGAGAUAAAUAUGAGUUGGAAAACAAUAAUGAAUCGAUUGGACAAGGAUAACAACGCCCUGCGCGGCACCCAUCACCCAGGACUUCUGGAGAAGCUGGGUGAAAUGAACAGUGUCUUAGAAGGAAUACAGAAGUCUCUGGAUAUGUACCUGGAGACCAAACGUCACAUCUUCCCCAGGUUCUACUUCUUGUCCAACGACGACCUGCUUGAGAUCUUGGGUCAGUCGCGGAACCCUGACGCCGUCCAGCCACAUCUGAAGAAGUGCUUUGACAACAUUAAGUCGCUGAAGAUCCAGAAGGUUGGAAUCGGCAGCAAGUCUGAAGCAGCGGGCAUGUACUCGGCUGAGGGGGAGUACGUGGAGUUCACACACCCGGUGCUGCUGGAGGGUCCCGUGGAGGCCUGGCUGUGCGAUGUUGAAAGGACCAUGCGUUGGACGUUAAAAGACCUCCUCAGAAACUGCAGGCUGGCCCUCAAGAAGAUGAGCAGCAAGAGGGAUAAGUGGGUGAAGGAGUGGGCAGGACAGGUGCUGAUAACUUCUAGUCAAAUCCAGUGGACCUCGGAUGUCACCAGAUCUCUGAUAUCAGCCAAGGAACGCGCGGACAAGAAGAUACUCAAGAUCAUGAAGAAAAAGCAGGUGUCCAUGCUCAACAAGUACUCGGAAGCCAUCCGUGGCAACCUGACCAAAAUCCUGCGCCUGAAGCUCGUGGCCCUGGUCACGGUGGAAGUCCACGCCAGGGACGUCAUUGACAAAAUGCUGAAGAGCGGCUGCAUGGACGUGGCUUCAUUCGAGUGGCUUAGCCAGCUGCGCCUCUACUGGGACAAGGAUCUCGACGACUGUCUCAUUCGACAGACUAAUACUCAGUUCCAGUAUGGCUACGAGUAUCUGGGGAACUCGGGCCGUCUCGUGAUCACUCCUCUAACAGACAGGUGUUACAUGACCCUCACCACCGCUCUUCACCUGCACCGAGGGGGCUCUCCGAAGGGGCCAGCAGGCACGGGUAAAACAGAGACGGUGAAGGACUUGGGUAAAGCCCUGGGCAUGUAUGUCAUCGUGGUGAACUGCUCCGAAGGGCUCGAUUUUAAAUCCAUGGGCAGGAUGUUCUCCGGCUUGGCUCAGACUGGAGCCUGGGGCUGCUUCGAUGAGUUUAAUCGCAUCAAUAUCGAGGUCCUGUCGGUGGUCGCCCAGCAGAUCCUGUCCAUCUUGUCCGCCCUCUCAGCCAACGUAACCCGGUUUAUUUUUGAGGGUCGAGAAAUCAAGCUGGUGUGGUCCUGCGGCAUCUUCAUCACCAUGAAUCCAGGUUACGCCGGGCGGACGGAACUACCCGAUAACCUGAAGUCCAUGUUCAGGCCCAUCUCCAUGGUGGUACCAGAUUCAACACUCAUCGCCGAGAUCAUCCUAUUCGGGGAAGGAUUUAACAACUGCAAGCUUCUGGCCAAGAAGGUCUACACCCUGUACUCUCUGGCCAUGCAGCAGCUGUCCAAGCAAGACCAUUACGACUUCGGUCUCAGAGCUCUGACGUCGCUGCUCCGCUACGCUGGCCGAAAGCGCAGGCUGCAAGCGGACCUUUCCGACGAGGAGGUUCUGAUCAUGUCUAUGAAGGACAUGAAUGUCGCGAAGCUGACCUCGGCGGACCUGCCUUUGUUCAACGGCAUCAUGCAGGACCUGUUCCCUGGGAUCGAGGCGCCUUCUGUCCACUAUGGCAAUCUGCGGGAGCAGAUCGAGCGGGAGCUGAGAGGUUCUGGCAUGCAGGUCACCCCUUUCGCCGUCACCAAAGUAACCCAGCUGUACGAGACCAAGAGCUCCCGUCACUCCUGCAUGAUCGUGGGGAGGACCUGCAGCGGCAAGACGACCACCUGGCGCUGCCUGCAGAAGACGCUCUCUGCCCUCCACCGGAGCGGUGACACCAACUACAACCUUGUGCGGGAUUUUCCACUAAACCCCAAGGCGGUAUCGUUGGGAGAGCUGUAUGGAGAAUACGAUCUUACAACCAAUGAAUGGACAGAUGGAGUCCUAUCCAGUCUUAUGAGGACAGCAUGCGCAGAUGACCGUCCGGAUGAGAAGUGGAUUGUGUUUGAUGGUCCGGUUGACACUCUGUGGAUUGAGAGCAUGAACUCCGUGAUGGAUGAUAAUAAAGUUCUGACUCUGAUCAAUGGAGAGAGGAUAGCCAUGCCGGAGCAGGUUUCCCUUCUGUUUGAAGUCUCCGAUCUAGCCGUGGCCUCGCCUGCGACCGUAUCACGUUGCGGGAUGGUGUACACGGACUAUACCAGCCUGGGCUGGAGGCCCUACGUACGGUCAUGGCUGGAGAAACGAAACAAGGUGGAAUCCGAGACUCUGCAGCGCAUGUUCGAUAAAUACGUAGACAGAACGUUGGAGUUUAGGAAAUUAAAUUGUAAAGAGCUGGUUCCUCAGGAGGACACCUGUGGCGUCAUCUCCCUGUGCAAGCUUUAUGAGUCACUGGCGACAGUGGAGAACGGGGUGAAUCCGUCCGACUCCGACAAUUACAGCCGGAUGGCAGAGCUGUGGUUCGUGUUCUGUCUCGUGUGGUCGGUCUGUGCAUCCGUGGACGAGGACGGACGGAGGAAGAUUGAUAAUUACCUGCGGGAGCUGGAGGGCAGCUUCCCAAACAAGGACACCGUGUACGAGUACUACGUGGACCCCAAAACCAAGAACUGGGCCUCCUUUGAGGACAAACUUCCCAAGAGUUGGAGAAUCCCCCCUAACGCUCCAUUCUAUAAGAUUAUGGUGCCCACGGUGGACACGGUUCGAUACCAGUUCAUCGUCAACUCUCUGGUAUCUCACCAGUGGCCAGUCUUGUUGGUGGGGCCGGUGGGCACCGGAAAGACCUCGAUUGCCCAGAGCGUCCUGCAGACCCUUGACCCAAGCAAAUGGUCAAUGCUGACCAUCAACAUGUCUGCGCAGACAACCUCCAGCAACGUACAAAACAUCAUCGAGAGCCGGGUGGAGAAGCGGACGAAGGGCGUGUAUGUGCCUGCUGGCGGAAAGCAGCUCAUAACCUUCAUGGAUGACCUCAACAUGCCAGCCAAGGACACGUUUGGGUCGCAGCCCCCUCUUGAGCUCCUUCGUCUCUGGAUAGACUAUGGCUUUUGGUACGACCGGCAGAAUCAAAACAUCAAAUAUGUCAAGGACAUGUUCAUCAUGGCAGCCAUGGGUCCUCCUGGGGGAGGUCGCUCGAUUAUCUCCAGUCGACUGCAGAGCAGAUUUAAUCUCAUCAACAUGACCUUUCCGUCUGAAUCUCAAAUCAAACGCAUCUUUGGAACGAUGCUGAGUCAGAAGCUGCAGGAUUUCGAGGAGGAGGUGAAACCAGUAGGAGAAGUCAUCACCCAGGCCACCAUAGAGCUCUACAACGCAAUCACGCAGAGGUUCCUCCCGACGCCUGCCAAGAUCCACUACCUGUUUAACCUAAGAGAUAUCUCGAAGGUGUUUCAGGGGAUGCUGAGAGCUCACCGGGAUCUCCAUGAUACCAAACAAAGCAUCACCAGACUUUGGGUGCACGAGUGCUUCAGGGUCUUCUCUGAUCGUCUCGUGGAUUCAUCAGACGCCGAAGCUUUCGUCGGUAUCCUGAGCGAGAAACUGGGGUCUCUUUUUGACUUGACCUACCACAACCUGUGUCCAAGCAAACAGCCCCUCUUGUUCGGUGACUUCCUGCACGAGCCUCCCGUAUAUGAAGAUAUUGCAGAUUUCCAGGCUCUGAAAACGUUUAUGAAGACCCAGCUGGAAGAGCAGAGCCGCGUUCCUGGAGCCGGCGCCAAGAAACUGGUCUUAUUCACAGACGCCAUCCAGCACGUUGCCCGCAUCGUGCGUGUGAUUGGCCAGCCAAGGGGGAACAUGUUACUGGUUGGCAUCGGGGGCAGCGGGAGGCAGAGCCUGGCACGACUGGCAUCCUUUAUCUGCGACUACAAGGUCUUUCAGCUGGAGGUGACCAGGGGGUAUCGCAAGCAGGAGUUCCGAGAAGACCUGAAGAAGCUGUACCGCCUGGCCGGGGUAGAGGGCCGCCCUUCCGUCUUCCUCCUGACAGACACCCAGAUCACGGAUGAGUCGUUCCUCGAAGACGUCAACAACGUGCUGAGCUCUGGGGAGGUCCCCAAUCUGUACAAGGCGGACGAGUUUGAGGAGAUCAAGACUUUGUUGCAGGAGAAGGCUCGGAGUGAGAACGUCCCUGAAACCCCGGAAAGUCUCUACAACUUCCUGAUAGAGAGAGUACGAAACAACCUACACAUAGUGCUCUGCAUGAGCCCCGUGGGGGACCCCUUCCGGAAUCGAAUCCGUCAGUAUCCGGCCCUCGUGAACUGCACGACCAUCAACUGGUUUUCCGAGUGGCCACAAGAAGCUCUUCUGGAAGUAGCUGAGAAAUAUUUGGAAGGCGCUGAAUUGGGUGAUAUGGAAGGGAUCCACGCAAAGGUGUCCCGCAUAUUUGUGACAAUGCAUCGCUCGGUCGCUGAAUAUUCACACAAAAUGAAAGUUGAAAUGAGGAGACAAAACUACAUCACGCCAACCAGCUACCUGGAAGUGGUAUCUAGAUACAAGAGGCUCCUGGCUGAGAAACGCGCCGAGCUCGGGGAGAAGGCCACCAAACUCAAGAACGGGCUCUUUAAGAUCGACGAGACCCGGGAGAAGGUGGAGAAAAUGUCCGAGGAGCUGGCGGUGGCACGCAGCAAAGUGGCCGAGUACCAGAAGCAGUGCGAGGAGUAUCUGGUCAUCAUCGUCCAGCAGAGGAGGGAGGCCGACGAGCAGCAGAAGGCCGUCGCAGCUCACAGCGAGAAGAUCGCGGCCGAGGAGAUAAAGUGCAAGACUCUGGCAGAAAAUGCGCAGAAGGACCUCGAGGAGGCCCUUCCCGCCCUGGAGGAGGCCAUGAGGGCUCUGGAGUCACUGAACAAGAAGGACAUGACGGAAAUAAAGUCGUACGGGCGCCCACCAGUGCAGGUGGAAACGGUGAUGCAAGCUGUCAUGAUUCUAAGAGGAAACGAACCAACGUGGGCCGAGGCCAAGAGGCAGCUGGGAGAGUCCAACUUCAUCAAGCAGCUCAUCAACUUCGAUAAAGACAAUAUCUCCGAGCGGACUCUGAAGAAGAUCGGGCAGUACUGCGCGCAGGCGGAUUUCCAGCCGGACACGGUUGGCCGGGUGUCCCUGGCUGCCAGGUCCUUGUGUAUGUGGGUGCGAGCCAUGGAGAUGUAUGGCCGUAUAUAUAAAGUGGUGGAGCCGAAACGCGCCCGGAUGAACGCGGCAAUGGCUCAGCUGGCCGAGAAGCAGGCGUCGCUGGCCGAGGCGCAGAACAAGCUCCGAGAGGUGGGCGAGCGCCUGGAGAAGCUGAAGAUGCAGUACGAUGAGAAAUUGGCCCAAAAGGAGCAGCUGAGAUCCGAGGCCGAGCUCAUGGAGGUGAAACUUGAGCGCGCAGGAACACUGGUGACCGGACUGGCCGGGGAAAAGUCCAGAUGGGAAGAAACCGUGAAGGGCCUAGAGGAUGACCUGGGCUUCCUCGUCGGUGACUGUCUGUUGGCUUCAGCCUUUUUGUCAUAUAUGGGGCCGUUCCUCUCCAGCUACCGCGAGGAGAUCCUGCAAAUCUGGAUUAAAGAGGUUAAAGAGAUGCUCGUUCCUUGCUCCCCCAACUUCUCCCUGACCAGCUUCCUAUCGAGUCCUACGAUGGUGCGAGAGUGGAACCUGCGGGGCCUUCCGUCCGAUAGCUUCUCCAGUGAUAAUGGUGUCAUCGUCACUCGGGGGAACAGGUGGCCAUUAAUGAUCGACCCCCAGGGACAAGCCACCAAGUGGAUCAAGAGCAUGGAGUCAACCAAGAACCUCAAGGUGAUUGACCUCCAGAUGGCAGAUUUUAUGAGGGUCGUGGAACAGGCUGUCCAGUUUGGGAGCCCCGUGCUGCUUCAGAAUGUCCAGGAGGAUCUAGACCCAUCCUUGUCGCCCAUCUUGAACAAAUCUGUCACUAAAGUUGGUGGGAAGCUGCAGAUUCGUCUCGGGGAUAAGGAUGUCGUGUAUAAUCCAGAAUUCCGAUUCUACAUAACAACCAAACUAUCCAAUCCGCAUUACACCCCCGAGAUAAGCUCUCAGACAACCAUCGUGAACUUUGCCGUGAAGGAGCAGGGGCUGGAGGCACAGUUAUUGGGCAGCGUGGUCCGGAAAGAGCGCCCAGAGCUGGAGGACCAGAAGCAGUCCCUCGUUCUCAACAUUGCCGCCGGGAAACGGAAGCUGCAGGAGCUGGAGGACGAGAUCCUCAGGCUCCUGAAUGAAGCCACAGGCUCUCUUCUGGAUGAUGUUCAGCUGGUCAACACCUUAAAAACAUCAAAAGUGACGGCGAGUGAAGUCAGUGAACAGCUGGAGACCAGCGAGGAGACUGAAGAGAAGAUAGACACCGCCAGAGAGGCGUAUCGCCCCUGUGCCCAGCGGGCAUCUCUGCUGUUUUUUGUAUUGAAUGACCUGGGGCGUAUCGAUCCGAUGUACCAGUUCUCUCUGGACUCCUACAUGGACCUCUUCCACCUGAGCAUCGAUAAGAGCAAGCGUAGCAACAACCUGGAGGAGAGAAUCAACAACCUCAACGACUAUCACACCUACGCUGUGUACAGAUACACGUGUCGCGCGUUGUUUGAGCGGCAUAAGUUACUCUUCAGCUUCCAGAUGUGCGCCAAGAUCCUGGAGGUGGCAGGAAAACUUAACAUGGAUGAAUACAAUUUCUUCCUGCGUGGUGGAGUGGUUCUGGACCGGGAUGAGCAGAUGGAUAACCCCUGCCCGGGGUGGCUCUCUGAUGCCAACUGGGACAAUAUUACUGAACUGGACAAGCUGGCAAACUUCCACGGUCUCAUGAACUCGUUUGAGCAGUACCCCCGGGACUGGAACCUGUGGUACACGAGCCCCGAGCCUGAAAACGCCUGCCUGCCGGGCGAAUGGGAAAACGCGUGCAGCGAGAUGCAGAGGAUGCUUAUCGUCCGCUCCCUGCGCCAGGACCGCGUGGCCUUCUGCGUCACGGCUUUCAUCAUCAACAACCUGGGGUCCAAGUUCACCGAGCCCCCGGUGCUGGACAUGAGAGCGGUGGUUGAGGACUCGCUGCCCCGCUCCCCGCUGGUCUUUGUGCUGUCCCCCGGGGUGGACCCUACAGGUUCUCUUCUUCAGCUGGCCGAUCAGUGCGGCAUGUCCCAGCGCUUCCAGGCCCUCUCUCUGGGACAAGGACAGGCUCCGAUCGCUACCCGAAUGAUCAAGGAAGGAGUCAAAGAAGGGUACUGGGUCUUCCUGGCCAAUUGCCAUCUGUCUCUGUCUUGGAUGCCCCAGCUGGACAAGCUGGUGGAGCAGCUGCAGGUGGAGGAUCCGCACCCCGACUUCAGGCUCUGGCUCAGCUCCAGCCCGCACCCGGACUUCCCCAUCUCCAUCUUACAGGCCAGCGUAAAGAUGACGACGGAGCCCCCCAAGGGCCUGCGCGCCAACAUGAAGCGUCUGUACCAAUCGAUAACGGAGCCCCAGUUCACCCGCUGCACCAAGACCUCCGCCUACCGGCGGCUGCUGUUCUCCCUCUGCUUCUUCCACAGCGUCCUGAUAGAGCGGCGCAAGUUCCUCCAGCUGGGGUGGAACAUCGUCUACGGCUUCAAUGACUCCGACUUCGAGGUGUCGGAGAACCUGCUGAGCCUCUACCUGGAUGAAUAUGAGGAAACGCCUUGGGACGCUCUUAAAUAUCUGAUUGCCGGGGUCAAUUAUGGUGGCCAUGUGACCGACGACUGGGACCGGCGACUUCUGGGCACCUACAUUAAUGAUUAUUUCUGUGAACAAGCGCUGACUGCCCCGUUCUACAGACUGUCCUCGCUAGACACAUACUACAUACCCCGCGAUGGAGCGCUGGCAUCAUACAAGGAGUUCAUCAACAUGCUGCCAUCCAGCGAUCACCCCGAGGCCUUCGGACAGCACCCCAACGCUGACAUCGCCAGCCAGAUCACCGAAGCACAUACCCUGUUUGACACUCUGCUGUCUCUGCAGCCCCAAACUACCCCUAGUGUGCACGGGGGGCAGAGUCGAGAGGAAAAGGUGUUGGAGUUGGUGGGUGACGUUCGUGAGAAGAUUCCACAGGAGAUCGACUAUGAAGGAACGAGAAAAGUUCUGAGUGAUGACCCCAGCCCCCUGAAUGUUGUGUUACUUCAGGAGAUCCAGAGAUACAACGCACUGAUAAACACCAUCAGGUCCUCUCUCCUUGACCUGGAACGCGGGAUAGAGGGCUUGGUGGUCAUGUCUACUGAGCUGGAGGAGAUAUUUACCUGCAUACACGAUGCCCGUGUGCCCCCACUCUGGGAAAAGGCCUACCCUUCCCUGAAGCCACUGGCCGCCUGGACCCGGGACUUGGCUCUUCGCGUGGAGAUGUUCGCUCGUUGGGCAGAGACCGCUCACCCGCCUGUCCUGUACUGGCUCUCAGCAUUCACCUUCCCCACCGGCUUCCUGACUGCUGUCCUACAGAGCGCGGCGAGACAGAAUAACAUCUCCGUUGAUUCUCUGUCCUGGGAGUUCAUCGUUUCCACCGUAGAUGAUAAUAACCUUGUGUAUCCCCCAAAGGACGGAGUGUGGGUCCGCGGUCUGUAUCUGGAGGGGGCCGGCUGGGACAAGAAGAAUUCGUGUCUGGUGGAAGCCGAGCCGAUGCAGCUGGUUUGCCCUCUGCCGACCGUGCACUUCCGCCCCACCGAGAGCAAAAAGAAGAGCAGCAAAGGACUGUAUUCCUGUCCGUGUUACUAUUACCCGGUGCGUUCCGGUACCGCGGGCCGGGCCUCCUUCGUCAUCGGAGUGGAUCUCCGAACCGGAGCCGCGUCCGCCGAGCACUGGAUCAAAAGGGGAACAGCGCUACUCAUGAGCCUGGACAGCUAACGUGUCAAUGAUCCGCCUCCCAGCGGAGUCGGGCUCUGGGCAGGGAACCAGCUCUCCGUACCGGCCGCUAAAGGCAGGGAACUGUACGUGUAUUUUAUACCUGUGCGCAUGCACCACACUUGUUAAUAAAAUGUGUUUUCCUUAAA
Spea bombifrons (plains spadefoot toad) is the source of this 13619-nucleotide messenger RNA. RefSeq names its product dynein axonemal heavy chain 2 (gene DNAH2). The coding region runs from base 1 to 13473 and encodes 4490 amino acids. NCBI's taxonomy places the organism in Eukaryota, Metazoa, Chordata, Amphibia, Anura, Pelobatidae. Gene Ontology annotation, cellular component: dynein complex. The record is from RefSeq and is a predicted model, not a curated record. The transcript is spliced from 87 exons. Gene Ontology annotation, biological process: microtubule-based movement. Gene Ontology annotation, molecular function: dynein intermediate chain binding; ATP hydrolysis activity; minus-end-directed microtubule motor activity.